Messenger RNA from Cuscuta campestris, 2447 nucleotides. The record is from the annotation of a GenBank genome assembly. NCBI's taxonomy places the organism in Eukaryota, Viridiplantae, Streptophyta, Magnoliopsida, Solanales, Convolvulaceae.
CGCGGAGCCCUCGUUCCCCUUUUCUUCUUCGAUCCGUGGGUCGCUGCUCCUUGCUCGUUUCUUUUCUUAGAUUCGAUGCGCCGACGCAGCGGCUAGGUGGCGAUCCGGCUUCCCGACCACGGCGAUGCAGUGACAAUUGGACAAUGAGGAAGAUGGCCUCAAUUCUUCCCGGCAAAACCCCUGCCUUCUCCUUUGUCCUUCGCCAGCCUGCAACCCCAACAACGCUGGCAGCGGUACGCAGGUGGCAAUCCCUCCGGUGAUGACCUAGGUGGUAGGCCCAUCGGCAGUGACCCCCCUCCCCUGCUCCUCCUUCCUCUCCGUUUCGAUUAGCGCAGCAAAAGUGCAUGGCAGAGUGGCUCAUCCUUGUCCGCGACAGGUUCUUUUGGUGACGGUGAGGCAAAGGUGGCUACCUCUCACCAAUGCCGGCAAGGUCUGGACCCCUUGCUCUGGCGACCUGCAGCUAUGGCGAUGGUGCCCUAGCAAUAUCCGGGCUGAUUUGGGCAGCGAGGCAGGACCCAAGCAGCACGGACGGUACCUGAGCAGCAGGGACGGUACUCUAGUGUCGGUUGGGUAGUGGCGGUCAGUUCUGGGUAGCGGGGUCACGGUGUGGCAGCGGACAUAUCUAUUCCGGACUUUCGGUGAUGGCGUCUGGGGGCAAUGAACACGAUUUAGACCGCGGGAUGCGACUACUCUGUUGAUAGCUUCCAAGUUUCGUUCUCCUUAAUCAAAUCAAUCGAGGGCCCAAUGGUAACAUCAAGUAAAAAAGUACGUAUGGAGUACCGUAACCAGUUACGAAAGGAGGUAUAUGACAUGUUUUUUUACCCACACUAUCAUAUUGUUACAUGUACGAGUAAAUAUUUUCUUGGUCUAAAGCUUUUUGGUAAUUAGCAUUUUGCAAUAUUUGUAAUCGACGACAUGUUUUUCAUAGGCCAAAGCGAUAGUGUGUUUGGAUUGCUUCUGAUGGGAACCGAGCCCAUCGAGAGAAUAUCAGUAAAAUUGGGUCUUAGCCCAAUGUAGAAUCUGUACAUUUUAAAGGAGAUUCGGCCCAAAUUUAAUAUAAUGGGCCAGCAAAGAGAAGAUGUCCAAGAGACAAAGCAGGGAAAGAAAUGAGGUUGGGGACCUGAAAGUGUGGGCUGGACCUCAGCCCAUGAAGGACGGGUCACCCAGAAGAAGGAAUCCCACAAUUAGGGUACGCCGCCUCCUUAAGGAGGCGGGCAAAUGGACAAAGGAAGCAAAGGAUAAUGGGCGGAUGGAGAGAUUUGUCCUUAAGUGGAUGGCAUUGAUCAUCAAGAGAAGCAGGACCGCUUCAAAGGCGCGGGCCAGCUUGGAAGGAAGGGAGGAACUUUCACCUCAAGAUCUCAGGCAUCAGCUAACCCUUUCCCAAUCCAAGCAUGAGACGCAAGAAAAGUCUUGUGAGCAGAGUUUUUACUCUAAGGCACCUAAGAGUUCCCAUCCGGUGCCAAAAGAUUCCCAGGCAACAUCAGAAAGGUUUGAUGCCAACUCCCCCUGUCGAAAGUUAAUUGGAUGGCUCAACAAGGAAGAAGAGGUCCGGUCCCAAAGGACCCAAAGGGAAGGGAGCCAAAAAGGGGGAGAGGAGGUGGAAAGCCAUGGACGCAUAUCAGUGUAUAAAAGAAUGCACAAGAAUGCAUCCCAAAGGCUGGGACCUAGAACUGAGGAGUUUGGAGAAAGUUCUGGGUGCUCCAGCAACGAAGAUGCCAGGGAUAUCCUUAAGCUGAGGAAGGAUAUGGAGGAGUUAAAGAAGCAAAUUGACAGAGAUGGAUCGUUUGGGCCCACAGUAAAGGUGAUUUCUCCCUUUACUACUAGAAUGAUGAAAGCUAAGCUGCAUAGGGGAUUUGGCUCAACUCUUUCUCAAUGCCUAUGGAGGAAGAUUCUAGCCGAAGAAGCACUUUACUCAUCUCUUUCCCUGAAGCAAAAGGAAGGGGAAACUAAUACAGAAUUGGUGCAAAGGUGGAACGAGGCAAUCAAUGAAGUGGAACCCAUGGAUGAUAAAACCUCCAUCGCUCUAUUCAUGAGCGCCCUAAGGUCCGGAGAAUUGUUCCGAAGGUUAGAUUACGACGCCCCUACUUCUUACAAAGCUAUGAUGGCUAAGGUCGACAAAUUUUGUGCCACGGAGGAAUCAGACCGCUUAAAGAGCAUGAAUGAAGGAGCCUUACACGAGGGCUCAGAGAAGAAGAAUGAGAAGGCAAGUGCGACCACCCUCUCCAUCCCAACCCUCAAGUCACUGGUACCGGGAGAGGCCACCCCUGUGGCAGAGAUUAAGGGGAGAGAAGAGGGUGGAUAGAAAAGAAAGCGCGGAGAUCCAAAGAGGAAGCAGUGGCCCUAUGACCCGGCCAAGUAUUGUAACUUCCAUAGAAGGGCAAGGCACGCCACAGAGGAAUGUGUGUUCCUCAAGAAGAUGGAAGGACAAAUGAAGGAGAGGGGACCGA